UUAGUCAUUCAAAAUUGGUCGACGAGAGACGAACGUUUGCACGAUCAUAAUCAUUUGUUAAGUGACUCAUUCGAUUUUAUUUCAAGCUUUUAGACUUGCUGAUAUUAAAAAUUAAAAAAGUUUCGAGUUGCUGCCAGUUGAAGAAUUAAAAAUGAAAUAUUUACACAUUUUUGUCUUCUUCAUUCAUACAAUUCUUAUACUGGAAAUCAAUAGCAUGCCUGUGUCACUUCCAAGUGGCCAAAUUCUAUAUCGUGUUUCAAGUGAAUAUUUUAAGCAACCUGAAUCUCAUAAUAAAGAAAGUUCUAACUCCCUGUAUAAUUUGUUAACACAAAUACAUUAUGGUGGAACAUCGCAGUCAGUCACGAUAAGUACGAGCGAAACACAGAAUGAGGACAUUUCAAAUGAUAAUAUGGAGGUACCAAAGGGAGAAGCGUCAACACAGAAAAGCACUAACGAAUAUCCCAAGGCUGUAGACGACGUGACCGAGCUGCAGCAACAAAUGGACAUAACAAAAAUUAAUGAUGAUAAUAGUCUUCAAGCUGUAAUUGAAAAAGUUGUCAAUGAAGAGAUAAAGAAAUUGUCUGAAAUGAAACUUCAAACUGAAAAGACUUCUUCGGUCUCUGAUGAGAAAAUUCCCAUUGACACUACAACUGAAUUUCCAUCCGAAGAAGAAAGUAUUGAAAAUGGUUUAACUACAGAAAAAUCUCUUGAUGAUAUGGAAUUAUCAUCACCAACAGAGAAACCUCGAGAAGCAGAAAAUGAAGUGGAAAAAAUUGAAACAAUAACAGAUGAAAAUAUGGAAAUAUUUAAAACUGAAAGCCAAACUGCAGUAGAUGAAUUGGAAACAACGACAAUGAUAGCUCAGGAUAUGUUGCAACCGGAAGAAAUUGUUAACAUUGAUAAUAGCAUCAACGAGUCUCUUCUAAAUGCGGUAGGAGAUCUGUUGUCAUCCAUUUUGGGACUUGAGAGUAAGAAAACUUAUGAAGUUGAGAAUGAAAACGUUCUGAAAGAUAAGGAAGCAGAUGUUGUCAGCUUUACUGCUUCGAAUUCAGAUGAAGACGUAAUCUCUAAGGAACCAAUUUCGCAAAACAAUAGCUCUGAGUCAUUAACGACUAACAACUCGCUUGAUCUAGAAACAUCAAGUGAAGCAACUGAAAUUGAACAUAACAUCGAGGAAAUUGAUAAAAAUGCUUCGCUCGCUAACCAUGCAGAUGAUAAAAGAACUGAUAUAGAUUCCAACAGAGUGGUGCCAGCGGGACUCUCCCCCGUCGUGUCUAAUGACUUUCAAGAUAAGGAGUUAAGUGAAAUUGAUUUGAAAAUAGAGAAUUUAGCCAACGCGCAGCCAUUCUAUGCAACCGAAAACAUUCCCGAACAGUUCAUAGAGGCAGUGAAUGUAGAAAACAUUAAGACUGAAUCCGAACCUUUAGAAGCCAGUGAAAUUGAUGUUGUAAGUCCUAUUUCAUUUGAUGAAAAGAUUAAUCAAGUGAUGAACUUAGUGAAAAGUAGUGACGGGCGAUUAUCACUACAAUCUGUUGGAAAUGUUGUCGAUUCAAUCCUUAUUGAUAAACACAUGAAAGAUGAUGUUAACAACUUGGAUCAAAUUGUCUAUGGAACAUUGAAGAAUAUUGAAGAAAACUUAGGAUUAAAUGAAGAUUCCUUAACAUCAGCUGAUUCUUACGAUCCCAUGGUCCAUCAUCGAGAAGAUUUAAUCAAAAGCUUUGAGACAGAGAUAAACGAGUCACUAUUCAACAAAGCGGAGCUUGAGCAAGAAAACUACAUGCCGAAUAGUGCUAAAGCUGCAAUCUAUUUCAAGAAUCAUGAUAUUGACUUUUAAGUGUCAUCUUAAAAAAGAACUUUUCAAAUAAAAGAAUUGAAAUUUG
Molecule: messenger RNA, 1880 nt
Organism: Clunio marinus
Lineage: Eukaryota; Metazoa; Arthropoda; Insecta; Diptera; Chironomidae
Source: the annotation of a GenBank genome assembly